Messenger RNA from Spodoptera frugiperda (fall armyworm), 5942 nucleotides. RefSeq lists its product as uncharacterized. The record is from RefSeq and is a predicted model, not a curated record. The transcript has 3 exons. NCBI's taxonomy places the organism in Eukaryota, Metazoa, Arthropoda, Insecta, Lepidoptera, Noctuidae. The coding region runs from base 133 to 5871 and encodes 1912 amino acids.
CGUACUCCCCAAUGAUGCCACCAACCUAUCCUCCAGCGGCUUACCAACAACCAGUUGAGUCCGUUUCUCGUCCGGGUGUUCCUCAGCGGCCAACAGAACCAUAUCAAGCCCCUCAGACUAAAAGAUAACUCUAUGUCGUAUUAUAAAAAGGGAACUAUCCGAAGAGAAAAUGCUAUAACAGAGCCAAUUAAUUGCAACACAAAAGCCCUGGACAAUGAUUAUGACGUUUUCAAUAUGAAAUGCAUACAAACAGCCUUUAGCAACGUUGAUAUAAGAACUAUGAAAUACUGUGAGAUAAGAAGCAAGUCGCAAGAAGAACUGACAAAGAUUACAAAGAAGCGAGAAGUCAUUAAAAGAAGGGAUUACAGCGGAGACUUUGAACCAGAUAUGACAGAGUGGUUUGAAAUCCAUAGCGACAAAGUUAAAGUUAAACUAUUUGGAGAUAAAUUAAAGAAACUAGCAGAUAAGUUGAAAAGACCUGGUGGUGAAGAGAAAGUCAGGAAUAAAAUAGAAAAGUACUUGAAGCAGGUACCUGAACAGCUUUCCGAAGGCGACGAUGAUACUCAGGCGUAUAGAAAACAAUUGCCCAACGAUAUUAUACGAAAACUAAAGAAAAUGCAGUUUACACCUUCGAGUGCUAACAAUAUAAAUGUAUACAGAAUGGAAUUAUCAAAAUACUGCAGCAGAUUUAAGGUUGAGAACUUCAGGAAAGUAGUUCUAAAUUGGACUAAAACGUUGAAUAUCAAGAAAAAGGAUUUCUUAUGCAGAAAUGUGAAGAAAGAAGACGUACUCAAAUACAUAGCUGAAAGGCUAGAACCCAUAGUAUUAGAUAGACCACAGUCCGACUCUACAUAUAAAGAAGUAUUAAAAUCUACCAUCACAGAAAUGGUCAAAGAAUUGCCACUAGUUCUAAAUACUCAUAACAACGAAUUUUACUUGAACAAAAUCACAGAAAAUCUUGUCGACGAUAUAUUAAACAUUGAAACUAAAUUCCCUAGCACGUAUAUACAGCCUACUAUAAAGGAAAUAAAAGAAUUUGUAAGAGAUGAAAUUACAUUUUUCUUGGAGAAAUCUCGUGUAGCUAUAAGCACUAAGAGGAUGGAAUAUCUUGAGUUAGAACUGAUUGAUAUUUUGUUGGAUCUUGUGAAUGCCUCAGACAUAGACGAAUACGUUAUGGAGGACGUUACAACACUUUUCAAAGUAGCAGGAAAGCUACCUGAGUAUAAGGCGAAAUAUUUUACUAAUUUACUAUUAAAAGACUAUAAAGAAUUCUUCUUCCGAGAGAGUUUCUUUCAUGUAAAAGGUAAUUCGGAUCAUGGUAGACCAGACGUUUACUCUGUUUUCCAUAAUAUAAAUGGCACAGAAAAUUCUAAAGAAGAAAAUCACUUUAAUGAAUAUACACAACAUCUUAUUAGCGCAAUCAAUAGAUGGAUUUCAAAAUUAAGUAUUCAUAAUAGUGAAAAAAGGAUUAUUGAAGUGAUAGUAAGAGAUUUGGCUAAUGAUAUUGUUGACAGACACAAAUUUUUACUAUUAAACCCUAACAACCAACCAACAGAUUUUGAAGAACUUGAAUAUUUGAAGUUCCUUGUAUUUAAGUGGACAAAUAAAUUGCUUGGUGACGGAAACGUGUUAAUCUUAGAACAUGCUGACAAAUUGAUGGAUGAAAUUAAAAAUAUACCAAAACCCGUUACGGGGAAUGUAUGCCCACAAACAACUGUUACACAGGAUACUGUUGUUUCAAGUGAUAAAACAUAUACUGACAAUCUAAUGGAACAAGUCUUAAAUUGGUACCAAGGCCUACCAUCAGAAUUUCAUUUAAAUGAAAGUAUGGAUCCUGUUGAAUCAGUUAAAGAUCUCGUUGAAGAAGUCGAAAAGGGUUUCAGUAAUAAAGAAGACGGAAUAGUCGACAAAGCAGUGGCAAAAUGGAACGAAACGGUUUUUAACAACAAAUUAAAUACUGACAAAGUAGAACUAUUGACAAACAAAAUCAAAAGUGUACCUUACACAAAAGAGAAUAUGGAGAAAGAUCCUAAAUAUGAAAAAGUUUUGAUUAGAUCAUACGAAGAUUUGGUAGACGAUUGGAUAGACACAGUACCAUUAGAUCCCAAAAAAGUAGGAAUAUUCACAGAUAACAAAAAUGAAAUAGUACACGAUAUAGCUGUAAAGAUAAGUAAAAUAAAAACGAAGAUUAAAAAUACACCGCUAGAAGUCAUGCAAAGGAAAUUGUCACAAGAGUUAUCUUAUUGGUUAAAGAAGUUACCGUUGCACGCCAAAGUAGACAAAGAAACUUUCAGAGACAAAUAUGCUGAGAAAUUGGUGCAAAAAUUACAAUCCUGUAAUAUAGAAGAGUCAUUAAAAGCACCGGUGAUGAUUAAUGACACAUUUCAGAUUGAAGAAGUGUUGCUAGAAUGGCUAAAGAGACGUCCAUUUUAUAAAAAUAAAACUCCUGAAGUGAAGCAACAACAGGAAGAGAUUAUAAAAGAGUUAGGAAAUAAAUUAAAAGUUGGAGGAGAUAAAAAUACUAGUCUUGACGAAGAUAUCAUCGAGUGUAUAAGGAAACUAGAACCGAUACAGAACGAAGACAUAGUACAAAACAUAGCUUGUCAAUUAAAAUUGUACUUGGAUAAAUUUGAUAUUAAAGAUUGUGACUUAGAGUGUUUCAAGAAAGAUAGUAAAUUAUAUAACAACAUUGAACUUUGGCUAAACAAACUACCACUACAAGUGACCGACGAAAACUUAUUCAAAGAACAAAAAACUCAAUUGAUGGAAAACAUACAACAGUUGAAAACUUCAGAUUGCGACAUUUCCAGUAUGAAAAAAGAGAUACUGAUUUUCAUGAAAUCACUGCCUAUAGAUCGGGAAAAGAAGGAAGACAUACAUUUCAUGAACCAAGAAGCUUCAAAUCUUAUAGAACAUUUAAAAGCAAUACCUGCUGAUACUGUCUCAGAAGAAAUAACUGAAAACAAACUUAAAAAUGUAACAAGUGAUAUUAUCAAAGAAUGGGUAAAUUCUUUGCCAUUAAAAUGUGUAUACUGCCCAAGAGAACUCCAUUCCUUUAUAGACGACAUGACUUCUGUUAUAAACAGAAUUAUUCUAGACUUAAAUACUAUAGAAAAAAGGAAUGAAGAAUUACACAAGGAGAUAGUGAAAUUUCUAAGAAGGUUUCCAUUACAGAGUGAACAAAAUACUGAGAAUCAUAUGACGACAAUGGCAGAAACACUUAUUAAAAGCUUGGACGAAAGUCUACCUCAAAAUAAAAAAUGUACCGAGACUAACAACGUUACUGUAUAUGCUCUGAAGAACACAAAUUUAACUGGAUUUGGCCUUCCUAAUGUAAAAGACAGUGAUAUUAAUGAGAAUUCAAAGGCAUAUACUAAACAGCUUGAGAAUCAAAUAGGCGAAUGGUUACAUAAAUUAGGCUUGCCUAAAACGUUCAACGAUGGCUACAGACAAGUAGCUAUUAAAGAUUUGGCCGGAGAUAUAGUAGAUAGACAUAAAUAUUUAGAACUAAACCCAAAUGCAAAAGAAAAUGAAUUAGAACAUUUAAAGUACCAGAUCUUUAAAUGGAUUAAUAGAUUUGUUGGUGAUGAUAAUCUUAAAACGAUUACACACGCUGAUGACUUGAUGCGUAGAAUUAAGAAAAUACCUGUACCAAUGUUGGUUAGACCUCAAGAUAAGAUCCAAGCACAGUCUGCUUUUGCUAACGCCCGAUACCGGUCCGAUGUAGUUCAGCUUUCUUUAGGGGCACAAAAUAACAUUAACACUACUACAAGCCCAAUAGAAAUGAAUCUAUGGACACAAGUCUAUCUGCAGCAGUCUUAUGCAAAGACUGGUAAUGCAAGCCCUUCUCCAAAUUCUGGAGUACAUGAGACAAACAGUCCUGCAAACAUAUCGAAUGGUUCUCACACGCAUUCAUAUUCAUCGAGUUACUCACAGCCCAGGGCACCAGACGAAGGCUCCAAGGAAGCUGUUUACGAGAAAUAUCAAAAGAUUUUCAGAGAUAAAUGUAAUGCUUUGCCAAUCGACGCUUCAACUGCGGAGAAUGCCAAGCUAGCUGAAUUAGCAAAGACCGCAAUUUACAACGGAAUUAUAAAGACGUUUUUCAAUUUGAAAGCUGAUCCUGAAAUUGAAAAUGAUUAUGGCUAUUUUGAAUUGAUGCUAGAGGAGAAAGUAGAUGAACUAUUGGAUGUUCUCCCACAAUCUCAAGAAUUAGUAAAACAAAGACACGCUUGGAAAGUCAAUAUUGUUACAAAUGCACUUGAUAUGUUAGAGCAGUUGCAUAGUUUUUCAGACAGAACCUCUUUUAGGCAACGAGUCAGGAAUAAGUUUAACAGAAAAUUUGCUAAAGAAUUAGAAUUAGAGCAAUGCUUUUUAUUACAGCAGGGGUUUUUGGCUGAAAUGGCGGACGCAUAUAUUUUAGAAACGAAUUAUAAAGAAAAAGAUGAAGUGAAAGCUAAUAUUUACAAGAAAAGAUUGAUGAAGAAAGUCGAUGACCUAGCCAACCAUUUAUCUAAAGAACACAAUGUAGGCUUCAGAUUUUUUAACAAAGACCAACUGACUCGUAUUGCUAUGAAAGUAUUAGAACAAGUACCAAAGCCUGGAGAAGAAGUUUUGCAAGCAGAAGCUGAAGAAAUUCAACUGGGAGAUGAAGUAGAGAAAUGGUACAAAGAUUUGCCGACGAAACCUCUAGUCAAUGAUACUGACGGGGUAUUAAGGAAAAGAAUGAUGGAUUUACUAGCAAAAAAGUUGUACGACAUACAUAAACGUCACAAAGAUGAUGAAUCCACUAAAGAAAUGAAAAUGAAGCAUGAAAUAAGUCUGUUCCUUGAAAGACGAGCACAAUUACAGGAUGACCAAGAUUUAAACAUUAACGCCAUGGUAGAUGAUCUAAACGAUAGAUUAAACAACAGAUGGUUGAAAGACCCAGAAGAUUACGAAGAGUUUGAAAGAGGGCAACCUAUUAGUUCUUCUUAUGCACAAGCUAAUAAUAAUAACACCUGUUGUUCGUCAACAGAAGCUGGCACUAGUACAGAUGGACCGCCGCGAGAUGGGGGAUAUUUUAUACAACCUGUACAGCAAGUUCAAAAUGUGAAUUCAGUUCAAUCACCCGGUGCUGGUUAUUAUAGCAAACAAAAUGGAAGACCAAAUUAUGGACCUAUUUAUUUGCAAAAUUCUAGUUAUGAGGAUGAAGCACCUAAAGGCAAUUUGUAUGAUAAUAAUUUCAAUUCUAACCACGCCCCUCAAGGUGUUCCCAGGCAUAACAUAGAUCAAAGAUAUUCAUUACCCCCUAAUGCUCCAGAGAGAUACGUUUCUCCACAAAGGGGCACGCAUAGCAUGCAAGAACAUCCAGGAAGUAUAAUGAGAACGAAUAAUAAUAAUUGUGGUCCUAACCAAUAUCCACCUAAGCAUGUAACUCUACCAAAUACGCAUGGACCAAACAUGUCGCAGAUGCCUGGUACGUCGGGCCAAGGGCAGGCACAUGUUCCCCAUCCGAAAGCUAAUUUAUUCCCAAAUGUAGUUAAUAAUGGAAACAAUAGACAAGGAACAUUCCGGAACAAUCAAAUGUCACCAUCAAGAAAUGAAAAUAUGAGUCAACAACAAAGUCCGUAUGCAAAUGGGCCUCCAAGACAGAACCCUAAUAUGUUGCAAGUUCCGAAUUACCAGAGGCCUAGUCAUGGGACUCCUACAGCUCGCUAUGGGUCUCCAGGCACUCAAGGUUCAUCAAGCCAGGGACCAUCCAGCCAGGGUGGUGCCACGGCCGAUGGAGAAGAAGAUACCGGUCAACAUAGAUGUAGAUGUUUGGGAUUAUUCCGUCCGAGACGUAUGUGUUUCGAUCAGGGUAGUGAUAUGUAUCAUUUCUGUCCUCAUUAAAUCGUGUGUGUGUGUUUUAUAUGUACCGUUUAUGUUUGUUAUUAUUUGUGAAUAAAUUGUUUUGAAUAAUA